Messenger RNA from Acanthisitta chloris (rifleman), 745 nucleotides. RefSeq names its product inositol-trisphosphate 3-kinase A-like. Gene Ontology annotation, cellular component: nucleus; cytoplasm. NCBI's taxonomy places the organism in Eukaryota, Metazoa, Chordata, Aves, Passeriformes, Acanthisittidae. The transcript is spliced from 5 exons. The record is from RefSeq and is a predicted model, not a curated record. Bases 77 to 745 code for a protein of 222 amino acids. Gene Ontology annotation, molecular function: inositol tetrakisphosphate kinase activity; inositol-1,4,5-trisphosphate 3-kinase activity. Gene Ontology annotation, biological process: inositol phosphate biosynthetic process.
UCCUGUAUCAGAUGUUCAAAAUAAAAUUUUUCCAGGCGUUAACCAGCAGAAAAAGGCAUGGCACACAAUUAAAACCAUGGUAAACUUACCAGUUAUCAGCCCCUUCAAGAAACGCUACUCAUGGGUGCAGCUGGCUGGGCAUACAGGGAGUUUCAAGGCAGCUGAUAGUGGGAAGAUUCUCAAACGCUUCUCAGAGAAUGAAAAGGAGUGUUUUGAACGAUUGAUGAAAGACCCAUUACGCUCCUGUGUCCCUUGCUUCCAUGGUGUGGUGGAGAGAGAUGGCGAGAGUUACAUUCAGCUGGAUGACUUGCUUACUGAUUUUGAAGGGCCUAGUGUGAUGGACUGCAAGAUGGGGAUCAGAACAUACCUGGAGGAGGAGUUGACUAAGGCACGAGAGAAACCAAAGCUGCGUAAGGACAUGUACAAGAAAAUGAUUGAAGUGGAUCCUCUUGCUCCCACAGCUGAAGAGAAUGCCCAGCAUGCUGUAACCAAACCCCGAUAUAUGCAGUGGAGGGAAACCAUCAGCUCUAGUGCCAACCUGGGCUUCAGGAUUGAGGGAAUUAAGAAGGCAGAUGGAACAUGUAACACAAACUUCAAAACUACGAAGACACAGGAGCAAGUUCUACAGGUUUUUGUGGAAUUCAUUGAGGGCAACACAACUAUUCUGGUGAGUCUGAACUCUUCAGGUUCACUGACCCUGGGCCCAAUGAACUUGCUUCAGGGCCAUGCUUUCUUUGGUGCAUGA